This is a messenger RNA of Nezara viridula (southern green stink bug), 1285 nucleotides long. The record is from the annotation of a GenBank genome assembly. Lineage: Eukaryota; Metazoa; Arthropoda; Insecta; Hemiptera; Pentatomidae.
GGGGGGGAGAAGAUUUGAACUGAAUUGUUUUCGUUAGAUGAUCUCAUCGUUUUGUUGGUUAUUUUAUUUCAUUAUUGACUAUUCAGAUGGAUAAACAUUAUGGGCUUAUUUAAUGUUAUACUGAGGUGUAUAUAUAGGUUGGAAAGGAUUUGGUCAUUCGUAAUUUCCAAGUUGUGUAACCCUUCAUCACAAAAAAUUGAAGUACUUCAUCUAAGUGACAAUUUUUUAGUUAUUAAUAAAGGCCAUGAUAUAGUUAUUAAUAGCAAUGACCCUCAUGUUGCUGAAUCACUGCAUUCUAUUUUAAGUAAACUUUAUCCAACAUUAGUUAAUCCUAAGCUCCGGCAUUACUUUCAUUUUGUCCAUCGUCUUGACUUUGUGACCAGUGGAGUAUUAUGCCUGGCUUUAAAUAAAAAAGCAGCAUCUGCUGCAGCACAGUGCUUUGAAAAAAGAUUAACAAAGAAGUAUUAUAUGGCUUUGGUACGUGGUCAUGUUUCUGAAGAGGUUAUAGACAUUAAAGCAGCCAUAGGAGAAUGUUCCAGUGAAAAAAAUGGAAAUCACAAAAUGUGUGUGGAAGAUGAUACUGAAUGUUUGGCACCACGGACAGCUUUUACUCGCCUGAUAGUUUUAGAAAGGGGUAUAUUUGCAGCUUACCCUGCAUCAAAAGUUAUGUUGCGGCCAGUAACUGGAAGGAGGCAUCAAUUGAGAGUGCAUUGUCACUAUCUAGGUCACACCAUUGUUGGUGACUAUACUUAUAGUUCUGGCAAAGAUGUGAAUCCUGAUAGGACAUUUCUUCAUGCAUUAAGGCUCAUACUACCUAACGCUGUUGAACCCUUGGAUAUUAUGACUUCAGACCCGUUUCAAAAUAUCAAUAAAACUAAUAGCUGGGUGCCAGUUGAACGAAUUAAUAAUCUCCAAGCUGCUUUUACUAAAAUAGAACACAACAUUCCUUAAAAUUGUUUUUACUCUGGGAAAGUGAAAAAUUUCAAUGAUGUGGGGAACCUAAUUUAAUGAAUGAUAUUGAGGUAAAGAUUACAGAUUUUAAUAAAAUAGUUUAUUCACUUUCAAACUUAGGUAGCUUUCUGGUGAUAAAUUCAUUCAUGAAUUAAGUUGAUAAACAUUGUUGAUGUCGUAAAAAAAAUAUUAGAAAUCUCUGUUUUCCAGUUCAUUUCUCAAUUUUGAUGAGCUGGGGUAGUUAAAUUAAACUGUGAUAAAAUUUAAAUUGUUGAUUGUGUUUUACUAUGAAAUACUUAUUGCUAAGUUUUGCUGCAGUGAGUACAAUGUACUU